Messenger RNA from Aspergillus nidulans FGSC A4, 444 nucleotides. RefSeq lists its product as uncharacterized. The transcript is spliced from 5 exons. The record is from RefSeq and is a predicted model, not a curated record. NCBI's taxonomy places the organism in Eukaryota, Fungi, Ascomycota, Eurotiomycetes, Eurotiales, Aspergillaceae. The coding region runs from base 1 to 444 and encodes 147 amino acids.
AUGGAGUUGCGGUUCAGGUACCUCGUAUGUAGGUGGAUGGGAAAAACCAAUAACACCGAGAAAAAAUGCUGGGACACAGGGCCUCACUCUACUCCCUUGCACAAAGGAAGCUCUCAGGCCUUGCUAGUCCAUUGUCUGAGUCAGGACUGGACAGACGAAAGUGCAUACGUGAAGUGGGAGAACGUGGCCGGGAAAGACCGAAUCAAACCAGAGAAAAAGGAGAAGAGCGACAUACUCUUGUCAGAGUUGGUCCUAGAAAGUAUUGGAUCUGGCCUAAGACAAUUUGACGAGAGAGUCCAUAUCCUGGCAACCAGUACUGUUGGACCUGAGACAUCUUCACUCUCCUCGUGCCUUGGAGCGUUCUUGAUUGGGACAGGUGUCUUGACAACAGGAGAAGCCAAGGCCCCAGGGGAACUCACCUUCGAUCCUGUGACGGAUAGAUGA